UGCUGCUAGCAGAAAAGUAGUGGAUUUCCAAGCUUUUGGAGCGCUGUAUUUUCUGCCUGUCUAUAUUUGGAUCUGUGUGCGUUUAACAGUAGUAAAUACGGAUUGGCUGAAUCGUUCAUUAUAGAUAUUGCAGACUGGAUCUUGACAUAUGUAACCUAUCUCCAAUUGGAAUAAAUAAUUGAGGAAUGUGGAAAUUACAGAAUGCCCAACAGCGUUGGAAAGAGAUUUAAACCCACCAAAUACAUCCCGGUAUCUACUGCUGCCACUCUUCUUGUGGGAUCCACCACCUUAUUCUUCGUUUUUACGUGCCCCUGGUUGACCAAGGCGAUCUCCCCCGCUGUGCCUCUCUACAAUGGCGUCGUCUUCCUCUUUGUGCUGGCAAACUUCAGCAUGGCUACCUUCAUGGACCCUGGAGUCUUCCCCAGAGCGGAGGAGGACGAGGACAAGGACGAUGAUUUCCGGGCGCCUCUCUACAAGAACGUGGAGAUCAAGGGAAUUCAGGUCCGGAUGAAGUGGUGUGCCACCUGUCACUUCUACAGACCGCCCCGCUGCUCCCACUGCAGCGUGUGUGACAACUGCGUGGAGGACUUUGACCACCACUGCCCCUGGGUGAACAACUGCAUCGGACGCAGGAACUACCGUUACUUCUUCCUGUUCCUGCUGUCGCUAAGCAUCCACAUGGUCGGCGUGUUCUCCUUCGGCCUACUGUUCGUGCUGCACCACAUGGAGCGGCUGGGCACGCUGCACACUACCAUCACUCUGGUGGUGAUGUGUAUAGCAGGGCUCUUCUUCAUUCCAGUCAUGGGCCUGACAGGCUUCCAUAUGGUCCUUGUCGCCAGAGGUCGCACCACUAACGAACAGGUGACGGGCAAGUUCCGCGGAGGAGUAAAUCCCUUCACGCAGGGUUGCUGUGGCAACAUCAAGUAUGUCCUGUGUGCUCCCUUGGUGCCCAGGUACACAGGUGUGGACCCCAGGAAGAGGCCCCCUGUCUCCAUCCAGCCCCCCUUCAUCAGACCAGACAUCUCUGACAGGCAGAUCAGCAUCAAGGUCAGCGACAACGGGAUCCACACCAGUAUCCUCCGGUCUAAAUCCAAGAUCAGUCUGGAUGGCCUGGCCUUGGAUGACAAAGGCCUAGACACCCAGCCCCCGCUGCCCCCCAAAGCAGACCGCUACAACCAGCUGAAGAGCCAGCUGACAUCCAGCGAAGAUCGUUCCCUAACUGGCAAGACCCACCCCUCCACCCCGGCCAUGUACAAGUACCGGCCCUCGUUCGGCACCAUCCCUAAAGUCCACUACAACUCGGCAGGGGAGACGAUUGUAAUGCCAGAUGACCACCGUAAGGCGUCAGCCAUCUUGGAGGAGGGCCGUUGCCACGUUGACUACCGCUCAGAGCCCAACCUGGACCUGCCUGACUACCACAAUGCCCCUCUCCACCGCACCUUCCAGUCCUCCCCACUGCAGCUGGACUCCUACCUCAUCAACUCCCGCUCCCUCAGCCUGAAGCAGGCCCACCAGCGCAGGGACAAGGGCCAGCUGCCUACCCUGCAGCCCGAGACCGUCACCUCCACCCCGUACAAGAGCGUCUUCUCCCCCAACACACUGUCCAACCGCAACGGCAGCCUCUCCUACGACAGCCUGCUCAACCCCAGCAUUUCCCCAGCCGCAGAGGCAGAGUGCAUGGCCCACCCCGGUUUGCCCUCUAUGGGCUUCCACACACCCUACCUGCCAACCAAAAUGUGCCAUGUGGGGGGGCCUGAACUGCAGAGCCAGAGGCAGCAGGUCCCCCCUAGCUUCAGCCCCAUGUUGGGCUCCAGGGGGAUAGGGAUGAGCAUGAGCACGCAGUCCCCCCAGGGCCGGGACCCGUCCCCGGUGCGCUACGACAACCUCUCCAAAACCAUCAUGGCAUCCAUCCAGGAGCGUAAGGAGAUGGAGGAGAAGGAGAAGCUGCUGCUGCACCACGGGGGACACUCCCAGGCCUAUAAUCAGGCUCAGGACUCAGGCAUGUUUGACAGCCCUGGAGGUUACGGCCUGCCUCCUAGCGCCUGCUACCCAGAUGGGCCCCGGGGCCCUAGCUCCAAAGGCCCCACACCCCCGGCCUAUGGAGGUUCCAGGGACAACCUGAUGGGGUUGGUGAGCUACGGGCCACGGACCCCCGUGCUGCGCACCUCUGGUGGCUCCUCUCUGGUACGUGCCCCCAGGACUUCCUCUAGCUCCUUGCACACUGAGCCCUCCUACCGCUCCCCAGCCCACCAGCCCCACCACUCCCCCGCCAUGCCCCAAUCCCCCUCCUACACCCACCAGAAACUCUCCUUUAUCCAUGCCCUGGAGAGGACAGAUUCACCCCGCCUGGGUGGCCCAAGAGAGGCCAUGAUGCAAAGUAACGUGAAUGGGCAAACGGACUGCCAUCUAGGGCCCAACAGCUCCAGUGCCCAGGGCAACCCUCUCAGCCCUAGCCGCCACAGUAAUGUCAAAAAGGUGACCGGGGUGGGUGGCACCACCUAUGAGAUAUCUGUGUGAGAGGGCUGGGGCCCGGGGCGCCAAACCUUAAAGGAGAAGGCAGCAUUGUCAUGGCAACCACCUCCAAUGGCAACAACAUCCACGACCGCGCUAGAGAGGCUUCUCUUAUUCCUUUUACCUUUUUUAAUUCGACAUUAACCAAUCAGGGGCGCAGAGCACUUCCUCAUUGGGAAUUAUUGUCCAAUCAGAGGACUUCUGCUCAUUCCGGGCCAGCCCCGGUCUCUGUGUGUGUACUGGAGGAGUGGAUCUUGAUCAGUGUGUGUUGUGGGAAAAGAGCAACUUCAACCGAAAGAGGGCUGAUGUUUGUACAGAGUGUUGUGUUGUUGAAUUCUGUGGCUUGUUGUGUUGGUUAUCACUGAACAGUCUGAAUCAGACAGACAGAUCUUAAAUGUAUUGUUUACGGCGUCUCUCAGUUGAGGUCUAUCUGCUGUUAUAAAUUGGGUGGAUCGAGCCCUGAAUGCUGACUGGCUGAUUUGACAAAACAUUUAUUUUUACUGUUCUAAUUACGUUGAUAACCAGUUUAUAAUAGCAAUAAGGCACCUUGGGGGUUUGUGGUAAAUGGCCAAUAUACCACAGCUAAGGGUUGUAUCCAGGCACUCUGCGUUGCGUUGUGCAUACGAACAGCCCUUAGCCGUACCGCCCUUAGCCGUGGUAUAUUGGCCGUAUACCACACCCCCACGGGCCUUAUUGCUUAAUUAUGUGUCAUCAUCACACUCACUACACACCCACACAGACCACAAGAUGUUAACAGCCAGACACACAAACUCAUACAAUUGAUGUCACACAUCUUUGUUCAGUCACAUUCUUUAAAAUAGCCGUGGUAUGGAUAGCCAUCUCCAAACCAAUAAGUCAUGCAUAUAGCAGCACCCCAUUGGAUUCAAGCAUACAGCAUCCCUCUUAGGCAUUCAAAGUGCUUCACAUAUCCUGUCCAAAUGACCAUGUCUGUCUGGUCCAUCAACACCAUGUUGGCCAUUACUGAGCGGAACAGAGAGAAGAUUACAUUAAACCAGUGCGUUUUAGAUCAAUACAAUCUUUAAUAGGCUGACUGUUCUGAGCCAAAGACAACACAAUGGUGCCGUGUUGCACUCAGAGACACAGGUCUUGAAUGUCUCCAACUCUACAUUUAUCCUCUGAGUUUUGAGGAGGUGUUUUAGGGCUUACAGUACAGGAGCAUAUUAAUCUAAACUCUAGCUGAGAUCCAGUAUUUACCUAUACAGUAUACCAUAAGCUACAGUCUGUACGUUAUCAGCAACAUACAGUGCAUUCGGAAAGUAUUCAGACACCUUGACUUUUCCACAUUUUGUUACGUUACAGCCUUAUUCUAAAAUUGAUUAAAAUAAAUGUGUUCCCUCAUCAGUCUACACACAAUACCCCAUAAUGGCAAAGCGAAAACAGGUUUUUAGAAAUGUUAGCACAUUUCAAAUAAAAUAAAAAACAGAAAUACCUUAUUUACAUAAGUAUUCAGACCCUUUGCUAUGAGACUCGAAAUUGAGCUCAAGUGCAUCCUGUUUCCAUUGAUCAUCCUUAAAAUGUUUCUACAACUUGAUUGGAAUCCACCUGUGGUAAAUUCACUUGAUUGGACAUGAUUUGAAAAGGCACACACCCGUCUAUAUAAGGUCCCACAGUUGACGGUGAAAACCAAAGCAAAAACCAAGCCUUGAGGUUGAAGGAAUUAUCCGUAGAGCUGCAAGACAGGAUUGUCUCGAGGCACAGAUCUGGGGAAGUGUACCAAAACAUUUCAGCUGAAUUGAAGGUCCCCAAGAGCACAAUGGCCUCCAUCAUUCUUAAAUGGAAGAAGUUUGGAACCACCAAGACUCUUCAUAGGGCUGGCAGCCUGGCCAAACUGAGCAAACGGGGGAGAAGGCCCUUGGUCAGAUAGAUGAAUAAAAAAGCUCUGACAGAGCUCCAGAGUUCCUCUGUGGAGAUGGGAGAACCUUCCAGAAGGACAACCAUCUCUGCAGCACUCCACCAAUCAGACCUUUAUGGUAGAGUGGCCAAACGGAAGCUAAUCCUCAGUAAAAGGCAUAUGGCAGUCCACUUGAAGUUUGCCAAAAGGCACCUAAAGACUCUCAGACCAUGAGAAACAAGAUUAUCUGGUCUGAUGAAACCAAAAUUGAACUCUUUGGCCUGAAUGCCAAGCGUCACGUCUGGAGGAAACCUGGUACCAUUACUACGGUGAAGCAUAGUGGUGGCAGCAUCAUGCUGUGGGGACGUUUUUCAGCGGCAGGGACUGGGAGACUAGUCAGGAUCGAGGGAAAGAUGAACGGAGCAAAGUACAGCGAGAUCCUUGAUGAGAUCCUGCUCUAGAGCGCACAGGACCUCAGACCGGGGUGAAGGUUCGUCUUCCAACAGGAGAACGACCCUAAGUACACAACCAAGACAACACAGAGCUUGAGAGGAUAUGCAGAGAGGAAUGGGAGAAACACCCCAAAUACAGGUGUGCCAAGCUUGUUCCAUCAUCCCCAAGAAGACUCGAGGCUGUAUUCGCUGCCAAAGGUGCUUCAACAAAGUACUGAGUAAAGGGUCUGAAUACUUACGUAAAUGUAAUAUUUCAGUUUUUUUCUUUUUUUUUAAUUAGCAAAAAAUUCUAAAAACCUGUUUUUGCUUUGUUGUUAUGGGGUAUUGUGUGUAGAUUGAUGAGGGAAAAAUACUUUCCCAAUGCACUGUUCAUGUAGUCCAACAUCCUAUUUAUUAGUUUGAAUGUUAUGUUAGAGUGACCCCCGACACAGACCAGUGCUAAGCACAUACACAAAAGCCUGUGCUACUGAAUAUUACAGUGUUGGCUGUUGUCUGUGAUCAGUUCUGAACACCCAGUCAAAACAGUCCUCUCCAUAUUCAGUACAAAUCCCACCAGCUUGGCAGUCAGCCAUGCACAGCCAAAACAUCUGACAGGCAAUUUAUGACUUUUGUGACUUAGUAGUUUUUUGUAAAAUAGGUCUACCCAUAAUAAGUUAUGUUAAUGCCAUGUAUAAUUGUGUUUUGUUAUGAUUCAAAUCAAGUGUGAAAAAACCUUGAAAAUCAAAGAAUUCUUCAGCUGUGUUAUAAAAUAAAGAAAACUCACCAUUGUUUUUCAAAAUUAUUAUUAUUUAAUUUUUUAUAUAUAUACCCAACCUUUCGAAAACGUUUGCAACAUCUUGCUUUUUAUACAGAUGCUCAAGCUUGGAAUGGAUGUUUGUAUUUGAGUGGAUUUUUGUGUUGAUAAUUUAUAACUUAAGUGAAUAAUAAAUAGCAUUAGGCAUACAGAGAAGGGGGUAUACUAGUUUGUUGUAUUUUGCAAUGUAAAAAAAGUUAUUGAUGAAACUGUAUGAUGAAGCAAUGAAAGCCAUAGGAAGCAGAUGUUGGUUAAAAAGUGGCUACUUACCCUGACUCUGUUAACGCUCAGGGUAAUCCUGACUGUCAGUCUGUCUGUCCAGAACAUCAACAGGUUUCAGACUGAAGACAAGAAAUCCAUCUUUCAGCAGCUGUUUGGUACAGCAAAACAAUUGUAUUACGUAAGACGUACAGAAAGUCAUACAUAAAACUAUGGGACUGUUUUUUUUUUGUUCACUGAAGGAAAUAAGAUAUAUUUGGUCUAUUAUUUUUGUUCAUAAAAAAAAUCACUGUACACUGAAAAAAAAGAUAAACGCAACAUGUAAAGUGUUGGUCCAAUGUUUCAUGAGCUGAAAUAAAAGAUCUCAGAAAUGUUCCAUACACAAAUUUGUUUACAACCCUGUUAGCGAGCAUUUCCACUUUGCCAAGAUUUUUGUAAUCCUUUAUUUAAGUAGGCAAGUCAGUUAAGAACAAAUUCUUAUUUACAAUGACGGCCCACCCCGGACGACACUGGGCCUAUUGUGCACCACCAUUAAGGACUCCCAAUCACAGCUGGAUGUGAUACAGACUGGUUUUGAACCAGGGACUGUAGUGACACCUCUUGCACUGAGAUGCAUAGCCUUGGACCACUGUGGCACUCGGGAGCUCAAGAUAAUCCAUCCACCUGACAGGUUUGGCAUAUCAAGACGCUGAUUAAACCGCAUGAUCAUUACACAGGUGCACCUUGUGAUGGGAAUAAUAAAAGGCCAUUAUAAAAUGUGCAGUUUUGUCACACAACACAAUGCCACAGAUAUCUCAAGUUUUGAGGGAGGGUGCAAUUGGCAUGCUGACAGCAGGAAUGUCCACCAGACCUGUUGCCAGAUAAUUUUAUGUUAAUUUCUCUCCCAUAAGCCACCUCCAACGUCGUUUUAAAGAAUUUGGCAGUACGUCCAACCAGCCUCACAACUGGGCAGGCAUGAGCUACGGACAACGAACACAAUUGCAUUUUAUCGAUGGCAAUUUGAAUGCACAGAUACUGGGACAAGAUCCUGAGGCCCAUUGUCGUGCCAUUCAUCCGCCGCCAUCACCUCAUGUUUCAGCAUGACAAUGCACAGCCCCAUGACGCAAGGAUCUGUACACAAUUCCUGAAUGCUGAAAAUGUCCCAGUUCUUCCAUGGCGUGCAUACUCACCAGACAUGUCACCCAUUGAGCAUGUGUGGGAUGCUCUGGAUUGACGUGUACGACAACAUGUUCCAGUUCCCGCCAAUAUAGAGCAACUUCGCACAGCCAUUGAAGAGGAGUGGGACAACAUUCCACAGGCCACAAUCAACAGCCAGGUCAACUCUAUGUGAAGCAGAUGUUUCGCGCUGCAUGAGGCAAAUGGUGGUCACGCCAGAUACUGACUGGUUUUCUGAUCCAUGCCCCUACCUUUUUUAAAAGGUAUCUGUUACCAAUAUAUGCAUAUCUGUAUUCCCAGUCAUGUGAAAUCUGUAGAUUUGGGCCUAAUUUAUUUAUUUCAAUUGACUGAUUUCCUUAUAUGAACUGUAACUCAGGUAAAUCUUUGAAAUUGUUGCAUGUUGCGUUUAUAUUUUUGUUCAGUGUAGUGUUUUGCAUCUUUCUUUUCUUGUUUGUAAAAGGCUGUCUGAACAUGAGGUGAAAAAUGUAACCUGGACAUUUGCCCGUUCUGUGUUAAUGACAGAAUAGACAGUGCAUUCAGAAAGUAUUCAGACCCCUUGACUUUUUCCACAUUUUGUUAAGUGACAGCCUUACUCUAAAUUGGAUUAAAUUGUUUUGUUUCAUCAUCAAACUACACACACUACCCCAUAAUGACAUAGCAUAAACAGUUUUUUAGAAAAACGGAAAUAUUACAUUUACAUAAGUAUUUAGACCCUUUACUCAGUACUUGUUGAAGCACCUUUGGCAGCGAUUACAGCCUCGACUUGAGUAUAUCGCUACAAGCUUGGCACACCUGUAUUUGGGGAGUUUCUCCCAUUCUUCUCUGCAGAUCCUGUCAAGCUUUGUCAGGUUGGAUGGGGAGCGUCGAUUGCAUAGCUAUUUUCAGGUCUCUCCAGAGAUGUUCGAUUGGGUUGAAGUCCGGGCUCUGACUGGCCCACUCAAGGACAUUCAGAGACUUGUCCCGAACCCACUCCUGCAUUGUCAUGGCUAUGAGCUUAGGUUCGUUGUCCUAUUGGAAGGUGAACCUUCACCCCAGUCUGAGGUCCUGAGCUCUCUGGAGCAGGUUUUCAUCAAGGAUCUCCCUGUACUUUGCUCCGUUCAUCUUUGCCUUGAUCCUGACUAGUCUCCCAGUCCCUGCUGCUGAAAAACAUCCCCACAGCAGGAGGCUGCCACCACCAUGCUUGACCAUAGGGAUGGUGCCAGGUUUCCUCCAGACGUGAUGCUUGGCAUUCAGACCAAAGAGUUCAAUCUUGGUUUCAUCAGACCAGAGAAUUGUCUGAGAGUCUUUUGGUGCAUUUUGGUAAACUCCAAGCGGGCUGUCAUGUGCCUUUUACAGAAGAGUGGCUUCCGUCUUGCCGCUCUACCAUAAAGGCCUGAUUGGUGGAGUGCUGAAGAGAUGGUUGUCCUUCUGGAAGGUUCUCCCAUCUCCACAGAGGAAUUGUAGAGCUCUGUCAGAGUGAUCAUCGGAUUCUUGGUCACCUCCCUGACCAAGGUCCUUCUCCCCCGAUUGCUCAGUUUGGCCGGGCAGCCAGCUCUAGGAAGAGUCUUGGUGGUUCCAAACGUUUUCCAUUUAAGAAUGAUGGAGGCCACUGUGUUCUUGGGGACCUUCAAUGCUUUUUGGUACCCUUUCCUUGAUCUGUGUCUUGACACAAUCCUGUCUCGGACCUCUAUGGACAAUUCCUUCGGCCUCAUGACUUGGUUUUUGCUAUGACAUGCAUUGUCAACUGUGGGACAUUAUAUAAACAGGUGUGAACUCCAAUGAAGUUGUAGAAGCACCUCAAGGAUGAUCAAUGGAAACAGGAUGCACCUGAGCUCAAUUUCGAGUCUCAUAUCGAAGGGUCCGAAUACUUGUGUAAAUAAGGUAUUUCUGUUUUUUAUUUUUGAUGCAUUUGUAAAAAUGUCUUAAAAUCUGCUUUUGUUUUGUCAUUAUGGGGUAUUGUGUGUAGAUUGCUGUGGAUUUGUUAUUUAUUUAAUCAAUUUUAGAAUAAGGCUGUAACGUAACAUAAUUUUGAAAAAGUCAAGGGGUCUGAAUACUUUCCGAAGACACUGUACAUGGAUGAAAAGUAUUCUAUUUGCUUGCAGCUACACAACUAAUCAAUUAUAUUGCCAUUGUGGCCUUUCAAGAGGACAAUGAUGUUUACUGCACAAAUACAUCUGAUGGAAUUGAUUGAGAUUGAAUAGAACAGAUAGCCAGGUUGCAGGUUGCCAUUAAAAAGUCCAAACAUGCUUGUGACUGAAUGGUCCCACUUAUGGAUGGUAGAGUCCUUUUUAAUAACAUAUUUUUAAAGCCAAAAUAAUUGUACCUAUUUAUCAAGAUACUCACUUUACUUAAAGUACCAUAAUUCUACAUAUACUGUAAUAAAUGCAUGUAUAUAUUGUACACACAGUGCUGUUUCUAGGCACAAUCCACAUAAGCAGCAGCUUAAAAAGAAGGGGCCACUAAAAUGUAGAUCUCGCUUAGGGCCCCCAAAUGCUAGAUUUGUGCUACAUUUUAAUAUAUCACAGACAGAGUACACAGGCAGAUGUGACCCUCGCAUUUUUAUUUGUUUACCUGUCCAAGAUAAAGCAAAGCAGUGCGACACAAACAACACAGAGUUACACAUGGGUUAAACAAACGUACAGUCAAUAACACAACAGAAAAAUCUAUGUACAGUGUGUGCAAAAAGUAUUCUUUUUUUUUGCAUUGAAGACAGUACAGAAGAGAAUACCCCGUGCCAGGGAAUGUUAUUUUAGGCUCUUGUUUGUGACACAUGCCAUUCCAAUUCUCCAUCUUAUCAUAUUAUCAGUGCAAUUGCAGACCACAAGCUUAAAAUAUGAGGUUACACAUUAAUAACAACUGGUCUGACCCCAUAGCAGACCCUGAUUGUAAUAUAUUAAACGUGGCAAUGGCAGCUAGUUAGGUUACUAUGCCAUACAUAUUUUAAGUUGAAUGUACAUAUUGGGUCACUUGUCUCAUAAUAGUUUCAAUUUAAUCUUGAGAUGAUCACUUGUUUUAUGGGAAUAAAAAUAUUUAACUCAAAUUCACCUGUGGUUCUUGCAGGUGACCCAACAUUGUUUAUACAUACUUGAAUCAUCCCCCUCAAGCACACACUUAUGACGAAAGUGAUUAUUAAUCUUCCUUUGGAUGACUGACAUUUUAUAAAUUUUUCCUGUGUUUUGUCUGAUGAACAUUACACCAAGUGUAACAGUAGUAACUUUACGUCGUCCCCUCGCCCCGACACGGGCGCGAACCAGGGACCCUUUGCACACAUCAACAGUCACCCAUGAAGCGUCGUUACCCAUCGCUCCACAAAAGCCCCGGCCCUUGCAAAGCAAGGGGCAACACUACUUAAGUCUCAGAGCAAGUGACGUAACUGAUUGAAAUGCUACUAGCGCGCACCCGCUAACUAGCUAGCCAUUUCACAUCCGUUACACAAGUCACCUCACCUGAAUAAUAUGGACUAGUGCAGAAUACCUGUUGUUGUUUGUCUUGCUUAUCAUAAUCAGAUGUAGCAUUUUUUUUUUUUACAUUUGUUAUAUGAAUAGAAAAAUGAAAGAUGUAAGGUGCAUUCGGAAAGUAUUCAGACCCCCUUGACUUUUUCCACAUUUUGUUACGUUUCAAUACUUUGUAUCCCUAAUUUACUUGUUUCCAUUAUUUUAGCAGUUACCUGUAAAUGCUUAAUAAUUAUUUUUGUUAAAAGGAAAUAUUUGCCACUUGACAGAAUUAGAAUUUAAAAAAUGUUGUCAAGCCUAAGGAUGAACCAUACUGAAAAAUUAUAUGUAAAGUGUUGGUCCCAUGUUUCAUGAGCCGAAAUAAAUUAGCCCAGAAAUGUUC
Salvelinus fontinalis (brook trout) is the source of this 10795-nucleotide messenger RNA. Its product is annotated as palmitoyltransferase ZDHHC8B-like. The record is from RefSeq and is a predicted model, not a curated record. Gene Ontology annotation, biological process: protein palmitoylation. The transcript has 11 exons. Gene Ontology annotation, molecular function: palmitoyltransferase activity. Bases 202 to 2517 code for a protein of 771 amino acids. NCBI's taxonomy places the organism in Eukaryota, Metazoa, Chordata, Actinopteri, Salmoniformes, Salmonidae.